AGCGAGCGGAACCACCGCGCGUGCAGCCGACCGCAGCUUCCACCGCAGCCUGCACUGCCUGCCGAGCGAGAGCGGACGCGACAUGGCGGCUGAAGCCAAGCCCCAGAACCUCUCCCUGGUGGUGCACGGGCCCGGGGACCUUCGCCUGGAGAACUAUCCAGUCCCUGAACCAGGACCAAAUGAGGUGCUGCUGAAGAUGCACUCGGUUGGAAUUUGUGGCUCAGAUGUCCACUACUGGCAGCACGGUCGGAUCGGGGAUUUCAUUGUAAAAAAGCCAAUGGUGCUGGGGCACGAAGCUGCGGGGACAGUCGUGAAAGUGGGAUCAUCGGUGAAGCACCUCAAACCAGGUGAUCGUGUUGCCAUUGAGCCAGGGUCUCCCCGAGAAAAUGAUUAUUUCUGCAAAAUUGGGCGGUACAACCUGACCCCAUCCAUUUUCUUCUGUGCCACUCCCCCUGACGAUGGAAAUCUGUCCCGCUUCUACAAGCACAAUGCUGACUUCUGCUACAAGCUCCCUGACAAUGUCACCUUUGAGGAAGGGGCCCUGAUUGAGCCCCUCUCCGUGGGGAUCUAUGCCUGCCGGCGAGGUGGAGUAUCCCUGGGGAACAAGGUCCUGGUGUGUGGAGCUGGGCCAAUUGGACUGGUUACUUUGAUUGUGGCCAAGGCAAUGGGAGCAGCUCAAGUCGUGGUAACUGAUCUGAAUGCCUCUCGGUUGAGUAAAGCCAAGGAAGUGGGAGCUGAUUGCAUUCUCCAGAUCGCCAAGGAGAGCCCUAAGGAAAUUGCCAGGAAAGUGGAAAAUCUUCUGGGGUCUAAGCCGGAAGUGACCAUCGAGUGCACCGGGGCAGAGUCCUCCAUCCAGACGGGGAUCUACGCCACUAUCUCCGGUGGAACCCUGGUGCUUGUGGGAAUGGGUGCUGAGAUGGCGUCCGUACCCCUGGUGCAUGCAGCUGCCCGGGAGGUGGAUAUCAAGGGUGUAUUUCGAUACUGCAACACGUGGCCAAUGGCAAUUUCAAUGCUUGCAUCCAAGACUAUAAACGUGAAGCCUUUAGUCACCCACAGGUUUCCUCUGGAGAAAGCCAUGGAGGCCUUUGAAACAUCUAGACAGGGAGUGGGGUUGAAAGUCAUGAUCAAGUGUGACCCUAGUGACCAGAAUCCCUGAUAUGAAUUGGGGUGUGCCCUCUUCCUUACCCUUUCAGUAUCUCAGGGCUAAAUGGCUGGCAGGGUAGGCCUCAUGACAAACUUUCUUUUGAAUGACAAGAAUAAUAGAUGUAAUUCAUUAAGCACAGAGCCUUACAGAGGAGUUGAUGUGCCUUGAAAAUGCAAAUAGCGAUCGUUUUGGAGACCUUGUGACCAGAAUGACCUGCUUGUGCUGAGCAAAGUCCUGUGCAUCCUAGAGCAGCGUUUGGCAGGCGAGAAUUAGGAGCUGCCCUUCUUCUCUUCUUUGGGUGGGGACAGAAAUUUGCCCUUGUGUUUCUGGUCCCACUGUGACUGACAGGGAAUCAGCUGAAUUUUGAAGAGACUGGCUUUGAGGCUGAUUUUUCAAGAUUUGGGGUGACUAGUUGCCAGAAGUUAUAGUUCAAAGAAGUGUUUCUGGAGCCAAAUGCUAUAUUUGGCUUGAUGAUAAAAGAAUAAUAAUAAUAAUAAAAGGAUUAACUUUGUAGGGCCAGGGUAAUUUAAAAACAAACGAAUACAACCAAAAUCCCAUGUGUGUUCACAUGGCUGCAAACAGCGUACUUCUCAUCUGCUUGCGGAUCACCGCUUCAACUCCUGACAGUUGGUCAUCCCAUUUUUGUAAGGCGGUGGGCCUUGCAAAGUGUCUGAACCACCUUUCUACCACUCCCCACUCCACCUGAAGCAUCAGCUCUGUUGUUAGACAAGCUGGAGACCUUCAAUCCUGCCUGUCUAGCCCAAGAAGGCUUGGUCAACUACUGGAGGACUUUACAACCCCACCCUAAAGCACAGUUAACCCCUCGUAGGCUCUCUCAAUGGUUAUUAGACAAUUCUAUUCAAUUCUAGUCAUUGUAGGUGGGAGAAAAUUGAUUCCCCCGAUCAUCACAGUUAAGGCUCUAGGAAUCUUCCCAUCUGUUGGAAGGGUAUCUCUGAACUUGCCCUAUUUUAAUCUUGGGUUUCUUUCCCCCUGUAUAACACUUUAAAGGCCAAUCACACCCUUGCUGAUUUUUGAGAUUAUUAAUCAAGAAUGAGGAUAUAGUAUCUGUGACAGAACUUGGGCUGCGGCCUUUAAUUCCCCCACUCCAGCUGUGGGCAGAGGGUGAGUUUGAAGAGAACUCGGUUUACAUGGGGGCAAGCCAUGCCCAGUGCCUGAAAUUCCUCAAACUGCUUUGGGCAAUAAAUUUUCUGCUGCUAUCUCA
This is a messenger RNA of Perognathus longimembris pacificus (Pacific pocket mouse), 2366 nucleotides long. RefSeq names its product sorbitol dehydrogenase (gene Sord). Lineage: Eukaryota; Metazoa; Chordata; Mammalia; Rodentia; Heteromyidae. The record is from RefSeq and is a predicted model, not a curated record. Bases 83 to 1156 code for a protein of 357 amino acids. Gene Ontology annotation, biological process: D-sorbitol catabolic process. The transcript has 9 exons. Gene Ontology annotation, molecular function: zinc ion binding; L-iditol 2-dehydrogenase (NAD+) activity.